Eublepharis macularius is the source of this 4082-nucleotide messenger RNA. RefSeq names its product Rho family GTPase 1 (gene RND1). Bases 95 to 793 code for a protein of 232 amino acids. Lineage: Eukaryota; Metazoa; Chordata; Lepidosauria; Squamata; Eublepharidae. Gene Ontology annotation, biological process: small GTPase-mediated signal transduction. The transcript is spliced from 5 exons. The record is from RefSeq and is a predicted model, not a curated record. Gene Ontology annotation, molecular function: GTP binding; GTPase activity.
CGUUUCAGCCUGCGGAGGCGCGCGGGUCUCGGGAGGGCGAUUUCGGGUCUUGCUGCGGCAUCUCGGUGGUGCAUCGAGCGAGGCCGGCGUCGCGAUGCGGGAGAGGCGAGCUGCUCAGCCGGUGGUGGCCAGGUGCAAGCUGGUGCUGGUGGGGGAUGUGCACUGUGGGAAGACGGCGAUGCUGCAGGUGCUGGCCAAAGACUGCUACCCGGAGACCUACGUGCCCACGGUUUUUGAGAACUACACGGCAUGCCUAGAGACCGAGGAGCAGCGGGUGGAGCUCAGUCUAUGGGAUACAUCUGGAUCUCCCUACUAUGACAAUGUGCGCCCUCUUUGUUACAGUGACUCAGAUGCUGUCCUGCUGUGCUUUGAUGUCAGCCGCCCUGAAACCAUGGAUAGUGCUCUGAAGAAGUGGAAGACAGAAAUUUUAGACUACUGCCCAAGCACCCGUGUGUUGUUGAUCGGCUGCAAGACAGACUUACGCACUGACCUCAGCACCCUGAUGGAGCUGUCCCAUCAGAAGCAAGCCCCUGUAUCUUAUGAACAGGGUUGUGCUGUAGCCAGGCAGCUUGGAGCAGAGACCUAUCUGGAGUGUUCAGCGUUCACAUCGGAGAAGAGUGUGCACAGCAUCUUUCGGACAGCGGCAUCUAGCUGCCUCAGCAAGGCCGGUCCCCAGCCUCCUAAGAGCCCAGCCCGAAGCUUUCCCAAGAGACUCCUCCGCUUGCCCAGCCGGUCUGAGCUCAUCUCUUCCACUUUCAAGAAGGAGAAAGCAAAAAGCUGCUCUGUCAUGUGAAGGGCCUACCCGCUUCUGGGAGCAGAGGGUAGUGGUGGUGGUAGAACAACUAUGGACUUCAGGCCUUCUGGUUGACCCUUCUGGGGUGGGGAGGGGGGCUGCCUGGUUCCCAUGGGCCAGGCCUGGAGAAUCCAGAAAGAUCCAAUCCCCGCUUCACCACCACCACCCCGGCUUCAGCAGGCCUGUCCGUCCCUUCCACAUUGCAAAUGCUUUCCCACCAUGCAGCUGCAGUGUGUACUUCCAGAUAGACACGAGGGGGGAAUCCGAGCUUGGUCGAAUGGUGAGGGUGAAGGCUGGCCCCAGGCACGGCCUGCUCUGGAAGGCCCUGGAGGGAUGACGUUGCACCAUCUUGGACAGUAGUGGCUCCAGUGGCUAUUCCACAUGCUUGAGGGUUUCAAAGGUAUCCUCCCCUUCCGACACACAGUUAAUAAUCUCCCAUUGGCCCUGAUCCCCUUCUCCAUCUGCUGCUUGUCUCAUUUGCCUGUCUGAAGCAGGCUGAUUGCAAUUACCUUUCCCACCCCUCCCUUUGGGUACCCUUCCUUUUAGCUCCUCUUGAGCAGAGGUGUCUGUGUGUCCUCCUUUUCUCCCUUGGGAGAUGAUGGGUGGUAACAGGAGGAGGGAGUGACUGUUUUAUAGACAUUGUCUCUUUGUGUGUGGAAGAAAUAUGGGGAGGGGAGGGGUGGGGAAAUCUGUUAAAUGUUCAGUGUUAUUAAAAGGAAAAAACUUAUUUAUUAAUGAAAAAUAUAAGAUUAAUAGCCUCGUUCAAGGGGAUUUCUUAUUUGUCAUUAUCACUCUUGGACUUUCCCAGUUGUAGGUGGAAGAAAGGGGCUUAAAGAUGCCAGAUCAAGAUGAACCUUGGAUUUCCCACCACCAUCUUUAAGAGACCUGGCCUCUGUUCAAAAAUAUUUAGAGAGGCCGUCAUUCAGUGUCUUUACCGAAUGACAUUCGGUGUCAUUCGGUAUGCUUCGGUAUGCACAAGUCCUCAAGUUCGAUGCUUGGCUUUUCUGAUUAAACAAUUCUAUGGAGUGGAACUUGUGAAGAUAUCUACCUGAGGCUUUGCAGAAGGCCUGCCAGCAUUACGGUUCUAGAUAGGGCAGCUUUGUGUGUUCCUAUCCAAACCUUUUGUUGCCUUCUUGAUUUGAGCCAGCAGGACGGUUUCUGAGGCUUGGCCAUAGCAAGCCUCCCUAAAUCAAACUGAAAAGCUAGACUCCUUUCUUGUAAAUCUGCUUCUCUUCCGUCACAAAUGGCUCAUCCAGGACUAGGUCUGUCUAAGUGUUAGUUGGCUAGCUAAGCAUUUAUUUAUGCUACAGAUUGGUUCUAAUACGGUACACAAGGGAGGUAAGGAAUCUUGAAACCUGAGGUGGAUGUCACUGUUGGUUGUUCAGCCUGGUUGCUCAAGUGCUUGGGAAAAAAUAUUUUGCCCAUGCCACAGCAUUCUUGCCUUCCAAGUACCUUUGUGCCUUCCUGCCACAUGAGAGUGGGAGAAGGGUAUGGUGAAGACAUAGCUUUAGUGUGUGAGAGGUGACAGUCACCUCUGGCUUCCCAGGUAGCCCUUCCAAGAGUGCCAAUUAGCUUGAGCUGCAUAUGCCCACUGAUGGGGCAUGUGUGUUGCCAGAUCUAAUCGCUCUUUAGUCUGUUGAAUCCCUGUUUACUGGUGGCUAUUGCAGCAAUUCAGUGGAUGGCUUCUUUGGCAGUGUCCAUUGUCUGUUCCAACUUAAUUUCAGCAAGGCUAACCUUUUAGGAUGUGUGCAUGCACAGGAAUGUGGCCUGAUCAGUGGCUUUCAAACAUUCUGGUUUCACUUGGACAUUUCUGUUAUAGAAUUCCUGUUAUAGUGAAUUCUGGGGCAUAUAGUGAAUUAUGGUGCACAUUUGAUUCAUAUAACGAGGCUGAUUGGACAUCAUUUCUGCCCUAGUAGUAAGACACCCUAGAAUGUAUCCCUGCCAUUGGAAGAUCAGUAACGUUGGGUAUGCUGCCUUCUGAUGAAACUUUUCUACUACUACUAGACCUGAUUAGGGGUCCAGAAACAGUUUUACUCUAUUGGCCAGCUAAGGUCCCAAUAUGAUUAGGUCUAGCAAAGCAAAGUUCACCUGGUAGUGAUGCAGAAAAUAGAACAAUUGCCAGAUAUUGGUUGCUGGUCACGUCUAUCAGCAAAACAGUUUCUCUAGCCAGAAAUGAAGACCUAUUGCCCUGUAAGCAGGCGUAAAAAGGAACUCCUUAGCUAGAUUUUACUCUUUGGGUUUUACCAUAAGUUGAGAAAUGUUGGAUAAUGAUCAUGGCUGUCACUAGGUUGAGGAGGUGGUUGUGGUCUAGGCAUCAGUUUCUGAAACAAUAGCUGUCAGCUUGAAUGAUGACUUUCAUGACAUUAAAAGGUACCACUCUUUCCUUCUAGCAACCACUGUAUAAAUGAACCAUCACUCUGUAUACAGGUAGAACAUGUCUUCCAGCUUAGAUAAGCAUUUUUAAUGGUAUAGGGAACAGUCAUGAACAGCCCUAAACUUCUGGCUCCUUCUGUCCACAAUUGUGCUACAUCACAUUUUACUAAAUACAUUAAGGAUUCUAACAACGAUCAUCCAAUUUUAAGUGGGGUGGAGUGCCUUUUACAAAGAGGCAUUAUCAAACAAUGUUACUGCUACACUUGGCCAAAGGAACAUCUGGUUUUGCCAGUGAAAUAAUUGAUGAAACCUAACAACUUGCUGACCCUACUGCUGGGAUAUAACUACUCAGUGUAAGUGCAUUUUUCUUCUUUUACAGUCAUUGACACGUCAGUUCUGUUGUCUUAAUUACAUAGCAAUGAUUGUGUUGCAAAGUUGGCUUUCAUUUAAGUGUUCAGAGCCAGUGCUAGCUUUCAGAUAAUUCUAGCUUUUCUAAUAAAAGAUAGACAAUUCCUAGUCGUCAUGAUUAUGAAGAUAAAAUCAAGAUGUCUGCUACGCUAUGUUUUAGUGGCUGGAAUCUCACUCUUACAGCUCUUUCCUCCACCUCAAAGACUGAGCCUGUAUCCUCCUUUUACUAUAAAGUUCAUUUCUUCCCCUUCUGACACUACACUAAUUCUGCAAAAAGGGCCGUAUAUAACCAAUGGAGGUAUAGUUCAAUAAGUUGUCACUUUGAUAGAUGCUCGGAGUUGUACCUGUUAAAUAAAAAUGGGUUGCCUUUGAUAAAAUCACCUAAUACUUACUUAAUAUGUAAUUGACACUUUAUCCUGUUUAUAGCUUAAAUUUUACUGAAUAAUCUUCCUCUGCUGGUGAUUGAAUCCUGGUUUGUGUGGCGCUUCUGUAAGCAUUCUGAGUUUUU